This is a messenger RNA of Musa acuminata subsp. malaccensis (wild Malaysian banana), 2523 nucleotides long. Its product is annotated as rRNA (cytosine-C(5))-methyltransferase NOP2C. Gene Ontology annotation, biological process: RNA methylation. Gene Ontology annotation, molecular function: RNA binding; RNA methyltransferase activity. Lineage: Eukaryota; Viridiplantae; Streptophyta; Magnoliopsida; Zingiberales; Musaceae. The record is from RefSeq and is a predicted model, not a curated record.
CAAGAAAGCCUUGUCGGUUUCCCUUUUGAAUGAAGAAAGCGAGGGCCGCUUCCUCGCUGUUGCUCCUUCGCCGCCGGAACCUGACGAGCGCCGCCCCCUCUCUCCAGAUGGAUUCUCCUUCAUCUUUUUCUCUUCCGCCGCCGGAGCGUUACAUCUACAACCCCACACUUCGAUGGAACCCAGAAGUCGAGGAGUACUUUAACGCGGCCUACGGAGCAGACCACUUCGCCCGGAUCUCCAAAUCCCUAACGCACCCUUCUUCCUACUCUUGCAUUCGUGUGAAUACUCUGAAAUCUACAAGUGAGGCAGUUAUAAGGAAGCUAAUUGCCAUUCUCAAUGAGAAAAGGCUUGAAAAUGCUGCUGAAGGAGAUGAGGUACCAAAAGAAGGAAGUUUGUUGGAUUCUUCUAUCCGUAAUGUGAUUGACUCAAGGUUGCUUCAGGAUAAUGAUACUCCUAUUGGAACAUCAGAAAGCCCUUCCAUUUGUAAGUGUCCUUAUCCUGGUCUUGAUAAUGUUGUGUUUGUUAAAGGUUCGGGACCACAUAUGCUUCAGUAUGGUAUUCAACCUUGCCAACCCAUGAAAGAAGUAAUUGUGAGUCGCAAAUGUGCUGAGGCAGUUCUUCGUGGAGCACAGGUAUAUGUCCCUGGUGUUCUGGCUUGCAGUGCACAUGUUGAAAAAGGGGAUGUAAUUGCAGUCUCAGUAGCUGUUGAGCAGCGUAUGUCUGAUGGUGGAUGGGGUGUUGGUUUUACACGUGGUACUGUCCUACAAGGGUUGGAAUCAGAUCCCCAUUAUCAUGAAAGAAAUGGCCUGUAUAUUGGUCAAGGUACUACUUCAUUGUCAAGGGCUUCUAUGUUCCGUGUUUCUGAAGGGAUUGCUGUGGAGAUGACUAAUAGGGUAUACAAGCUUCCAUCCUUUUAUGAUGUACUUGAGGGCGAAAUCUUUCUUCAAAACUUGCCCAGCAUUGUUACAGCUUAUGUCCUAGAUCCCAGAGAAGGUGAAAGAAUUUUGGAUAUGUGUGCUGCUCCUGGAGGGAAAACAACUGCGAUUGCAAUUCUUAUGAGGGACAACGGAGAGGUUGUUGCUACUGAUAGAUCUCAUAAUAAGGUAAUGGAUGUUUUGAAAUUGGCUGCUGAGAUGGAUUUAACUUGUAUAAAGGCAUAUAAGCUAGAUGCACUUAAAUCUGUGCAAAGGACUAAUGGAAUGUUGUAUUCUGAGAAAACAGAUUCCAACAAUGAUGAACCAGAUAUUGCAGCAGUAAAUUCAUGCUUAUCUAGUUUUUCUACAGAUGUUAAGAUCAACAUUGAGAUGGAAAAAUGCAGCAUCAAUGCUACACCAUCAGAAACAGUCAGUAAUGGAAAGACAGAUGGAAGACAUCUCAGCAAUGCUGCCAAGAGGAAGAAUGCACCACGACAGAGAAAUGGACCAGGAAGAAAUCAGUCCUUGGGUGGUAGGGUGGAAACUUCAAAAGGUUUCAUGCCUAACAGUUUUGAUCGUGUUCUUCUUGACGCUCCAUGUUCUGCCCUGGGCUUGAGACCUCGACUGUUUGCUGGGGAGGAGACCAUGGAAUCUUUAAGAAAUCAUGGAAAGUAUCAGAGGAGGAUGUUUGACCAAGCUGUACAACUUGUUCGUCCUGGAGGAGUGAUAGUAUAUUCUACGUGUACGAUAAACCCAGGGGAGAAUGAAGCUUUGGUUCGAUAUGCUCUAGAUAAAUACAAAUUUCUCUCUCUGGCAUCACAACACCCAAAAAUUGGAGGACCUGGUAUAGUUGGCCGUUGUGAUCUGUUUGGUGGGAAAUAUGUUGAGGAAUGGCUAACAGAAAACGAAUCUGAACUUGUCCAGAGGUUCGAUCCAUCAUCUUCGCUCGAUACCAUUGGUUUCUUUAUCGCAAAAUUUGUUGUUGGUGAGAAAGACUUCUAAGGAACAAUCACCCGUGUGUAAGAUGUGCAGCAUGGGCAUCCACGCCAAUGGAUAAGACCAGUGCAGCUUGCACAACUUCUGUGAUAACAAAAAAGAGUUUAUUAUAUUUGGUCAUCGGAUCAAGUUGACUUGUAAGUUAAAUCUGAGAUAAUUUUGCUGGGAAACUCGAUGCCAGGAAGGUCAACUCACCAGAUAUACCAGACGUCUAUGCGCAGAUUCUCUUCUAUUACGGUCUUGUGUACCAUGUCAGUAUGAGACGCUAGUGCACCACUGCAACAGAACCAAUGCUUGAAAUCUUUCAUUUUGUAACGACUUCUAUCUUUGUUGGCCGCACAGGAUGAGUUUGAUCUAUAAAAACGCUAUCCUUGCCGCAGCUGAAGCUCAAAACAUGGUAUUCAUUCUCUCAUCAACUCAUUUGUCAUCCGGAUGUUUCACCGGUUGGUAGGACAUUUUCAAUAAGAAUUCUCUCUUUUUCAGUCCCAAUUUCUCCAUUUGUAGUCUCUUUUGACUUUAAGAAGCUCCUUGUGACAUGAAUUGGCUUCUGACCUAACAAAAGAGAUUAUUCGGGAUGCCACAUAAUGUAUUGAUAAUUUUUUUUUUAUCUCAA